AUGAAAGUCCAACUAACCAAUAGUAGAACCGAGGAAAUCUUAAAGGCUCGAACCGAUACUGAAAAUAACGAAGUAAGCAAAGCUACCCCAGACGAAGUUGAAGAAUCACUAAGAUUGAUCGAUGAUUUAAAAUUCUUCUUAGCUACAGCGCCGGUAAAUUGGCAAGAAAACCAAAUUAUAAGGCGAUAUUACCUGAACAGUGGGCAAGGUUUUGUUUCUUGUGUAUUCUGGAAUAAUUUAUAUUAUAUUACAGGCACAGAUAUUGUCAAAUGCUGCCUCUAUAGAAUGCAAAAAUUCGGGAGAGAUGUGGUUCAGAAGAAAAAAUUUGAAGAGGGUAUAUUUUCAGAUUUAAGAAACCUAAAGUGUGGUAUAGAUGCUACUCUAGAACAACCAAAAUCUGAGUUUUUAUCAUUUCUGUUCAGAAACAUGUGCUUGAAAACCCAAAAAAAGCAAAAAGUAUUUUUUUGGUUUAGUGUGGCACAUGAUAAGUUAUUUGCAGAUGCACUGGAAAGAGAUUUGAAAAGGGAAAGUCUAAAUCAACCUUCUACCACCAAGCCCGUCAAUGAACCCGCUUUAUCAUUCUCAUAUGAUUCUUCCUCUGAAAAGCCUCUUUACGAUCAACUGCUUCAGCAUUUAGAUUCUAGAAGGCCGUCGAGUGCAGUAAAAUCUGACGAUUCGCCCACAAAGUUAGAAAAUGAAGAUUUUAAGGAUAGCGGUUUAGUGACUGUGACAAACCAGCCACUUUUAGAUGUUGAUCUCAUGGAUAACACAGUAGCAGCUUCCCCUCAAAUUAAUGACUUCACACCUCAAAAGUUGAUCAUAGAACCCAAUAGCCUGGAACUAAAUGGUCUUGCAGAAGAACCAUCUCACGUUUUAUCCAAGAAUGCUGUUAAGGGCGGGGACGAGGAAGAUUUCCCUCUCGACUAUUUCCCUGUAUCGGUUGAGUACCCUACGGAGGAAAAUGCGUUUGACCCAUUUCCUCCACAAGCUUUUACGCCCGCUGCACCUUCCAUGCCUAUGCCAUAUGACAACAUGGGUGAAAGAGAGUCUAUGCCCGUGAAUUCCCUUCUUAAUAGAUACCCAUAUCAAUUAUCUGUGGCGCCCACUUUCCCAGUGCCAGCAUCUUCAUCAAGACAGCAUUUUAUGACUAAUCGAGAUUUUUAUUCAUCCAAUAACAAUAAAGAGAAAAUGGUAUCUCCUAGCGAUCCCACGACUUAUAUGAAAUAUGACGAACCCAUAAUAGAUUUCGAAGAACCUCGACUAAAUGAAAACAGUACAAAUCCUAAAGCGCAUGGCUCCACCCAGCAAAAUAAGCAACAUCAAAUGUAUUCAAAUAACUUUCAGCAAUCUUAUCCGAAUGGCAUGGUCCCAGGAUACUAUCCGAAAAUGCCAUACAAUCCUAUGGUAGGAGAUCCGCUACUUGACCAAGCCUUUUAUGGGGCAGACGAUCUUUUCUUUCCUUCUGAAGGGUGUGAUAACAAUAUGUUGUAUUCACAAAAUGCAAAUUCAUGGAAUGUUUUACCUCCUCAAGCUAUGCAACCGGCCCCAACUUAUGUACCCCGGCCAUACACACCAAAUUAUAGAUCAACACCCGGGUCAGCAAUGUUCCCAUUCAUGCAGAAUUCAAACUCAAUGCAAUGGAAUGCUGCAGUCUCGCCAUACAAUUCAAGAGCGCCAUCUACUACUACUAAAAACUAUCCUCCGAAUACGUUUUAUCCUCAAAAUGUUAACCAAUACCCCCGGCGAAGAACUACCGGGAUGAAGAUUUCGCAAGGGAAUGCUUCAACGAACAGCAAACAAUCCAUAAGCAAAUCCGCGAAAAUUUCAAAGCCUCUCCAUAUUAAGACAAGUGCCUACCAGAAGCAAUACAAAAUAAACCUGGAAACCAAGACUAAACCAAGUGAUGAAGACCUCACUCAUCCGGAAAAGCAUAAAGAAUUUUCGAUGCCAACCCCGGAUUCGAAUACUUUGGUAAUUCAGCCAGAGGAGGGUAGAGAUGAUUCGUCUGAUGCAGAAAUGGGUGAGUGUUCUAAAAAAUCUACCUGA
Messenger RNA from Saccharomyces eubayanus, 2046 nucleotides. It is a transcript of the gene STE12, whose product is annotated as homeodomain family transcription factor STE12. Gene Ontology annotation, molecular function: DNA-binding transcription factor activity. Gene Ontology annotation, biological process: sexual reproduction; regulation of pseudohyphal growth; regulation of DNA-templated transcription. Bases 1 to 2046 code for a protein of 681 amino acids. The record is from RefSeq and is a predicted model, not a curated record. Lineage: Eukaryota; Fungi; Ascomycota; Saccharomycetes; Saccharomycetales; Saccharomycetaceae. Gene Ontology annotation, cellular component: nucleus; Ste12p-Dig1p-Dig2p complex; Tec1p-Ste12p-Dig1p complex. The transcript has a single exon.